AAGUCCGACUGAAGACUUUGUGCUGUAGGAGUUCUUGAAUCUUCAUUUAUAAAUUGACUAAAUAAUGGGAAAAACAGAUAAAAUUCAUGAAAUUAGCAAACUUUAGACCAUCAAUGGAAGGCCUCAAAAUACCCUUCUUGUUUUCCUCUUUAUUUUCCAUUUUAGUAAUCUCCAACGCAGUAGACACCAUAACCAAAACUCAAUCCAUAACAGGCAACAAUACCAUUGUUUCAUCUGGUGGGAGCUUUGAGAUGGGUUUUUUCAGACCUGGCAAAUCCCAGAAUCAAUACCUGGGAAUAUGGUACAACAAAAUAUCUGUCAAGACUGUUGUAUGGGUUGCCAAUAGAGAAAUCCCACUCAUUAAUUCGUCAGGCGUCUUAACGAUUAUCGACCCUGGAAUUCUCGUCCUCGUCAAUGGUACCGGCACUGUCAUUUGGUCUGUCAAUGUGACAGGAUCCACACAGAAGCCUAUUGCACAACUUAUGGACUCUGGAAAUCUAGUUCUGAAAGAUGCCAAUGAUAAGUCCGAUAAUUUUCUUUGGCAAAGUUUUGAUUAUCCAUGUGAUACUCAUUUACCAGGCAUGAAGCUUGGAAAGAACUUUGAAACAGGCCUAGAGCGCCACCUCUCCUCCUGGAAGAGCCGCGAUGAUCCAGCUCGGGGUGAGUUUACAUACCGUUGUGAUCCUCAAGGAUACCCACAAAAUAUUCUGAGCAGUGGUUCUGUUGACUUGUUCCGAACUGGGCCAUGGAAUGGAAUUGGAUUCAGUGGGAGACCAAACCUCAAACCUAAUCCGUUCUACAAAUAUGGAUUGGUUUACUCUAAGGAGGAGGUGUAUUAUCAUUAUGAACUCCCCAGCCCAGUUGUUUCAAAGUAUGAUGUGAGUUAUGAUGGCAUUGUGCGGCGCUGGAUAUGGGUUGAUCAAAAGCAGAAAUGGGACGUGUACCAGUCUUUCCCACAAGAUAACUGUGAUACUUAUAAACUGUGUGGUCCGAAUGGUAACUGUAACAUUGGAAACUCACCGGCAUGCGGUUGUUUGAGUAAAUUUGUGCCCCGGAACGAAACGGAAUGGAGAAAUGGAGAUUAUUCUAAUGGGUGUGUUCGGAGCACACCGUUGAAUUGCAGUAACGGAGAUGGGUUUCUCAAGUAUUCGCGAUAUAAAAUGCCACACACACGGAACUCCUAGUUUGAUAGGAACAUGACCCUAAGGGAAUGCGAGAUGGAGUGCUUUAAAAAUUGCUCUUGUACGGCUUACACAAAUUUAGACAUAAGAGAUGGAAGCGGCUUCUUGCUUUGGUUUAAUGAGUUGAUUGAUAUGAGAGAGUUCAGUCAAGAUGGGCCAGACAUUCACAUAAGGAUGGCAUCCUUUGAGUUAGGUAAGAAUUUAUACCAAACUCAUAGACUAUUGAACAUAGAUUAAUUAGAUUAACAUAUGUAAGAACCAUGUCGUUAACUAUACUGAACAUUUACAUUUCUUAAAAAAUUCCUCACUCUAUUACAUUUUUACAUCUAACUACAAUUUAGAAAAAAGAGUUCAUUUUGGUUUCAUCUUGAACCUUAAUUUCUUGAAUUUGAUACGGAUGAUGCUUAUUACCCAUCUCGAUCCACAUGCCUGGCGUUGUAAGUUGUGUUUAGAGGAAGGAUUUGAUGGAGAUUUGUGGAGGAAAUAAUAGGGAAGAGAUGAGUGAAAAAAACUUAGCUU
This is a messenger RNA of Camellia sinensis, 1700 nucleotides long. The record is from RefSeq and is a predicted model, not a curated record. NCBI's taxonomy places the organism in Eukaryota, Viridiplantae, Streptophyta, Magnoliopsida, Ericales, Theaceae.